CAAUUGCUGGUUUUCAGUUCUCAGAAGUCACUGCCACAUAACCAGAGGGUGGCUGACAGACCAGUUGUCUUAAAAGCUUUGGUUCUGCAGACUUGCUCAUCUGCUGUUCAGUAGCAACAUAAAAUAGCAACACAGGUUCUUAUAGUGCCAAAUCAUCCUGACUCUGCAGACAGCUCUUUCCAUAAUGUGCAUGAAAAGAUUAAAACCUGUAUCUACAGUCCUGCAGCACAGAGAAAAGAAAUCCUGAUCAUGUUAACCUCUGACAAUUUCACUUUUGCUGUGGGAACAUGAUGAGCUAUUUUCCAUUUCCUCAGAAGCUCGUUGGAAUUUACCCUGGAAUUCAUGUGAGAGCUUCAGGUUCAAACUUAGUAAUGAAGACAAUUUCUGCCCUGAGAAACUGGAUGUUGACUUGAUCUAACUUAAUGAUGGAAAACACCUGAGACCAAUGAGCCCUGAAUGAAAACUCCUGUGUCCUCCAGCUGUGGGUUCUGCCAAGUGACUGUGAGCAACCCUGUGGAGAAAGUGGCCUAUCUUGUAAUAUUCCAUAUUCUCUUCGUGCUCUUUGUGUGGACAUAUUGGAAGUCUGUUUUCACUCUCCCAGUGCAGCCAGACAAAAAGUUCCACAUGUCCUACGCUGACCAGGAGCGCUAUGAGAACGAGGAGAGGCCGGAGGUGCAGAGGCAGAUCCUCGCCGAGAUCGCCAGGAAGCUGCCGGUGUACACGAGGACAGGGAAUGGAGGUAUUCGGUUCUGUGACAGAUGCCAGCUGAUCAAACCUGAUCGUUGUCACCACUGCUCCGUCUGUGCCAUGUGUGUGCUAAAAAUGGAUCAUCACUGUCCAUGGGUGAAUAACUGCAUUGGAUUUUCUAACUACAAAUUCUUUCUACUGUUCUUAGCCUAUUCUUUGUUGUAUUGCUUGUAUAUUGCUGCAACAGUCUUCAAGUAUUUCAUUAAGUAUUGGACAGGUGAACUGACCAAUGGACGUUCCAAAUUUCACAUCCUUUUCCUUCUCUUCGUGGCAAUCAUGUUCUUCGUGAGCCUCAUGUUUCUGUUUGGAUACCAUUGCUGGCUCGUUAGCAGAAACAGAUCCACCUUAGAGGCUUUCUCAGCUCCGGUGUUUCAAAAUGGCCCAGAUAAAAAUGGAUUCAAUCUUGGCUUUGUAAAGAAUCUUCAGCAAGUGUUUGGAGAAGAAAAAAAGCUCUGGUUGCUGCCUAUUGCCUCAAGCCAGGGGGAUGGACAUUUUUUCCCCAUGAGAGCCUCGUGUGAAGCUCGGAACCCUCUCCUGGCAAAUGAAGAGCAGUGGGAAGAGGAUGGAAUAGAUGAAGAGCCCCAGGGUUCUGGUGAAGCCUCAGCCCUUGUCAUAGAAAGGGAGACAUAGCAGUGUGACAGUGCAGCUGGGUAAAGCUUGAGCACAAAGAUUUCAGCUUCCCUCUCAGGAGCCAACACCUCUUGGCAUGGACUUCAGUUUUGAGGGGCAGAAAACAAGUGGAUCUUCAAGAUGAAAAAACGUCCUGAAGUAUCACCCAACUGGAGUCUGCAUCUGAGAGUGCUUCUCCAGAAAUCCUGCUGUCCAGAUGGCCCAAGACUUUAUAAGUUUCAGUUACAGAGUUAACAGAACAGUUUUAUAGAGUGAUUGUGGCCAAUCUUCUUUGGCCUGCUCUCUUUAUUUUAUAAAUACUAUAUAUUUUUUAUGCAAAAAAGGUAAAAAUGUUGAUGAGAGUGCACUUCCAAAGGCCUUUUCAUUUUGCAAAUGUCAGGGACUUGAGUUUUUGAAAUUCUACCAAGCCAUAAUAUUCUUGGGGAUGGUUAUUUAUUUUGAGGCUGAUUCUCCAACCUUCUCUGACAUUUUCUACUGUGUUUGAAGUUCUGAAUCAGUUCAGCCCAGUGCGAGACAGACCCAGUUAAAUCUGGCACUAAAUUGGUAGUUGGGUGUAAGUGUGUUGAAAGAAAAAGUGCUGAACAUGCACACUGACAUGUGCAGCUGUGAAUGCAAAUAAAAUAUUCCCAUUGCCAGUAUCAAGAUUCAAGAAUAUUGUGGCCAUAGAUUUUUUAACUUUUUUUAGGAGGGUGUUACUGUCUUAGAGUUUGGUUACAGUGCUCUUUGGCCAGUCCUACUUGCAGGCACCUAAAAUGCAAACAGGAACUUCAGACAGUCCAGUUUGCAUUAAUUCCUAGGGCCAAAAUGUCCACUCAUUCCUGGAUCGGUGUUUGAUGGAAAUUUGUGUGUUUGUGGAAUCAGAAAGGAAGGUGUGAAUUUGAAACACAGGAGUUGGAAAUGACAGUGAAAGUUUAGCUCCAACAGUGGUGUUUGGAGUUUACACUCCACACGAAAUGCUGAAGAGACAAUUGAUAUAUAGAGUUUUUCAGACUUCUUCCCAAACCAGUGCACUGACUGGUGGUUCCAGGAGUUUCAGCACUAGGUGAUCAGAUUUUUUUUUUUACAUUUUGCUCCAUUUGCAGGCAAAGGGAUAUAUCCUGGUUCUGUUCUGGGGAAGGGAACUGACCCUUUGGCCGGAUUAUACACAUUUUUCUAGACUUGACUCUUUUUUUAUCUGCAUGAUUCAGCCCUGGCAGCUCCAUCACUCAUGUCUGAAUUAGGUGCAUGCUUACAGUAUUAGUGUACUGCCUUUAAGAUCAUUUGGUACCAUUUUC
Molecule: messenger RNA, 2651 nt
Organism: Manacus vitellinus (golden-collared manakin)
Lineage: Eukaryota; Metazoa; Chordata; Aves; Passeriformes; Pipridae
Gene: ZDHHC15
Product: zinc finger DHHC-type containing 15
Exons: 14
Coding region: 457-1377 (306 amino acids)
Biological process (GO): synaptic vesicle maturation; protein targeting to membrane; peptidyl-L-cysteine S-palmitoylation
Cellular component (GO): endoplasmic reticulum; Golgi apparatus
Molecular function (GO): protein-cysteine S-palmitoyltransferase activity
Source: RefSeq, a predicted model, not a curated record